Molecule: messenger RNA, 1172 nt
Organism: Corapipo altera (White-ruffed manakin)
Lineage: Eukaryota; Metazoa; Chordata; Aves; Passeriformes; Pipridae
Product: DNA primase small subunit-like
Exons: 8
Coding region: 1-954 (317 amino acids)
Biological process (GO): DNA replication, synthesis of primer
Cellular component (GO): alpha DNA polymerase:primase complex
Source: RefSeq, a predicted model, not a curated record
AUGCCCAGACCUCAAAGAAGGGCUGGGGCAGAACUCUGGUGCGGCUGGGGGACACACCGGUGCCCGGUGGGUUUGUGGCACCGCCAGCUUUGGGUGGUCGCCACAGUCCAUCCCGAUGUGCCCCCAAGCCUCUCUGUGCCCCCUGCAGAGGACCUGGGCAUGAGGCAUCGCCUGUGGGUGUACUCGGGCCGGAGGGGUGUCCACUGCUGGGUGUGUGAUGAUGCAGUGAGGAAAUGGUCCCCAGCACUGCGGGCGGCCACCGUGGAGUACCUGACCCUGGUGAAGGGCGGAGCAGACACGGUGAAGAAGGUGAACCUCUCCUACCCCGUGCACCCCUUCAUCAGGCGCUCGGUGGCCGUGGUGGAGAAGUACUUCGAGGAGUAUGCGCUGGUGGGGCAGGACAUCCUGGGCAGCCCCGAGAGCUGGGACAAGGUGCUGGCCCUGGUCCCGGAGGAGCACCGCGAGGCGCUGCAGGGCGAGUUCCCGCGCAGGAAGGACUCGGUGCAGCGCUGGGAGGUGCUGCGGGGCCGCAUGGAGAGGACGCGGGGCCGCGGGGCCGCCCCGUGCUACGCGGACUGGGAGAUCAUGCUGCAGUUCUGCUUCCCCCGCCUCGACAUCAACGUCAGCAAGGGCGUGGGGCACCUGCUCAAGAGCCCCUUCAGCGUCCACCCCAAAACGGGCCGCGUUUCGGUGCCGCUGGACCUGCAGACGCUGGACCAGUUUGACCCGUUUGCUGUCCCCACCAUCACCUCCCUGUGCCACGAGCUGGACACGGCUGGCAGCGAUGGGGAGCAGGAGGAUGUCGGGGAGACGGAGCCGAAGCGCCGGGCGAGGGACUACAAGAGGACGAGCCUGGCUCCCUACGUGAGGGUCUUCGAGCAGUUCGUGGAGGGCAUGGAGAGCGCCCGGCGGGGGGAGCGGCUGCGCCGGAGCGACAUUCAGGGAGACUUCUGAGCCCUCGCUGCCAGGGGUCCUGGAUGAAAGGACGGCGAGGGAGCGAUGGCCAUUGUCACCUCUGUGCUUGUCAUUGUCACCUUGGCUGCCCAGGGAGGUCCUGGUGCCUUGGAGCAGCCGAACUGCACCGGCUCCCUGUUCCUCACUCACAGCCCCUUACACUUUUUGUACUUUUUGUACCUUUUCUACACAAAAACCAUUAAAUGUUUCUGGUCACC